AUGCUGGAUUCUACCCUGUCCACUAUUGAGUCAAAGGUAGACGAAUGCCGGGAUCUGCUGGAGCAGCUUGUGGAGUCUGUCAUUGGCUCCGACAUUCACGACGAGCUGACCGGGCUCGAGUAUAGCAAAGUGUUCGCCACUAUCGCAUUCACUUUUUGUUCUCUGCGUUACGUCCAAGAGAAACUGAACGGACACAACCCUGCUAACCAUCCAGUAUCUCGUGACCUGGUGCGUGUAAAGGAGUACAUGCAGGAAAUCAACGACAUUAUGCUGCGGGCUCUAAUUGUGAACAGAGAAGCGCCCGAGGAUAAAUCUGACGGCAGCGCGCAAGAUCGUUCGCUCUACAACACAGCGUUUUGCAUCUGGUGA
This is a messenger RNA of Babesia bigemina, 369 nucleotides long. Its product is annotated as -Nuclear nucleic acid-binding protein C1D. Gene Ontology annotation, biological process: regulation of gene expression; maturation of 5.8S rRNA. The record is from RefSeq and is a predicted model, not a curated record. The coding region runs from base 1 to 369 and encodes 122 amino acids. Lineage: Eukaryota; Apicomplexa; Aconoidasida; Piroplasmida; Babesiidae. Gene Ontology annotation, cellular component: nucleolus; exosome (RNase complex). Gene Ontology annotation, molecular function: RNA binding; DNA binding. The transcript has 5 exons.